GCACCACCGUUCCCUUCUCGUCCCCGCUGGCCGCUCGCGCUCUCUCCUCGCUCUCUCGCUCUUGGAGCGUCGAAGAAGGCAACGUCUAGGCUUGCCCGCUUCCUCAAGUCCGGCGAGUAUGCGGAGCGCAUCCGCGUCGGCGCUCCAAUCCACCUCGCCGCCGUUCUCGAGUACCUCGCCGUCGAGGAUGAUGAUCAAGGCUGCACUGUGUCAUUCCAUUGUGAAAUUAAGAUGCAAAUUCAUUGGUCGCGAAAACAUUCUAAGAGGGAGAGGCAAGAAUUCCAAUGGCACUAUUGAUAAAGAAAGGCAUGAAAGUGUGUUUCUUGACAAGCGUGGGAGAUGGAGAACCUUUGAUCACAAAAAAUUGUCGAGGAAAAAGGGUGGUUCACUAAGGGCACGGGGAUGGAAGUAUGGAUCCGGUUUUGUUGAUGGAGUCUUCCCUGUUCUAAGUCCCAUGGCUCAGCAAAUUCUAAAAUUUGUGGAAAUGGAGGUGGAUGCUGCUAAAAUCUGGGUUUCCCUUGAUGCUCUUCCUCCUACUCACGGUGUGUGGGAUGACCUAAUCAAUGUGGUUGUUCAACUUCGUCUCAACAAAAAUUGGGAUCCAAUUAUAUCAGUAUGUGGGUGGAUACUGUGCAAGAGUUCCUUUCGUCCAGAUGUAAUCUGCUAUAACUUGCUCAUCGAUGCAUAUGGCCAAAAGUUCCAGUACAAUAAGGCAGAGCUGGUCUACUUACAACUUUUGGAAGCCCAAUGCAUCCCAACUGAAGAUACUUUUGCUCUUCUUAUGCGGGUUUACUGUGCAUCUGGAUUGCUAGAGAAGGCUGAGGCUGUCUUCACUGAGAUGAGAAAAAAGGGCAUCUCUUCAAGUGUUGUUGUAUAUAAUGCAUAUAUUGAUGGGUUAUUGAAAGGAAGGAACACUCAGAAGGCGGUGGAAAUAUUUCAGAGAAUGAAGAAAGAUCGGUGCCAGCCAUCUAAUGAAACAUAUACAAUGAUGAUAAAUUUAUAUGGGAAGGCAAAUCGAUCAUCUAUGGCCCUGAAAGUUUUUAAUGAAAUGAAAACAGAAAAGUGCAAACCAAAUAUCUGCACUUACACUGCUUUAAUAAAUGCCUUUGCGAGGGAGGGGCUUUGCGAGAAGGCUGAAAAAGUAUUUGAAGAGAUGCAGGAAGCUGGGCAUGAACCUGAUGUGUAUGCAUACAAUGCCCUCAUGGAAGCUUACAGCCGUGCUGGUUUUCCAUUUGGAUCUGCAGAGAUCUUCUCUCUGAUGCAGUACAUGGGAUGUGAGCCAGAUAGAGCAUCAUACAACAUUAUGGUAGAUGCAUUUGGAAGAGCUGGUCUUCAUGAAGAUGCGCAGGCCAUGUUUGAAGAACUAAAGCAGCAAGGUGAAACACCCACUAUGAAGUCCUACAUGCUACUCCUAUCUGCCUACUCAAAGGCUGGAAACAUCCCAAAAUGCGAGGAAAUCAUGAACCAGAUGCAUAAAUUUGGUCUGAAGCCUGACACAUUUGUACUGAACUCGAUGCUUAAUGCCUAUGGAAAGGUAGGCCGGUUUGAGAAGAUGGAGGAGGUAUUAACAGCAAUGGAGAAUGGCCCGUAUGCAGUUGAUAUUAGCACAUACAAUAUUUUGAUUAACAUCUACGGACGUGCUGGCUUUUUCAGUAGAAUGGAAGAGCUGUUUCAGUCCCUUGUCAGUAGAGGGCUAAAAGCUGAUGUUGUGACAUGGACUUCAAGAUUAGGUGCCUACUCUCGAAGGAAACAGUACAAGAAAUGCCUGGAGAUCUUCGAAGAGAUGGUCGAUGCUGGUUGUUACCCUGAUGGUGGAACUGCUAAAGUGCUUCUCUCCUCAUGUUCCAGCGAGGAGCAGAUGGAGCAAGUUACAACUAUAGUGAGAUCAAUGCACAAGGAGGCAAGAACUAUGCUUAAUAUUUGAUAUUUUCGCCCAUCUUUCUUUGGGAGUAUUUUAAGUAUUUUAACCAUUUUUAUCUAAUUCUUUAAGACAUUAUAGAAUUGUGAAUUACAACAACAAUUUACCAUAGCUUGGCAUAAUACAGGAAGAAGAUCUUGUUGAAAAUUAUAUGUAAAGAUUUGUUUCAUCA
This is a messenger RNA of Elaeis guineensis (African oil palm), 2090 nucleotides long. RefSeq lists its product as uncharacterized. Gene Ontology annotation, molecular function: protein binding. Lineage: Eukaryota; Viridiplantae; Streptophyta; Magnoliopsida; Arecales; Arecaceae. The record is from RefSeq and is a predicted model, not a curated record.